This is a messenger RNA of Malassezia vespertilionis, 546 nucleotides long. RefSeq lists its product as uncharacterized. The record is from RefSeq and is a predicted model, not a curated record. The transcript has a single exon. NCBI's taxonomy places the organism in Eukaryota, Fungi, Basidiomycota, Malasseziomycetes, Malasseziales, Malasseziaceae. Bases 1 to 546 code for a protein of 181 amino acids.
AUGUGCCUGCUGCUCCGCGUUUUGGGCUGCGCCGUGGGCUCGCAGGCGUGGGCGCGCGCGCUGGCAGCACUGGGAUCGGACGAUGAAAUCGAAUUCAAUGCGUACAGUGACAUGCAUUACUAUAAUGCGCGCAGCAAGGGCGUCAGCUUCCAAGUCGAGCCAGUAGCGGAGGCCGGCAAAGUGCUGACAGUCGACCUCUACAACAAGCAGCCCAAAUGGGGCACGCUGACGUUGCCGAUCAAGAUUAUAUGGGAAGAACACACGUUUGUACUUGAGGCUGCUACAACCGCAUUAGAUAUGGUGCGCGCAUUUGGCGAGCCGACGCGCAAAGGCGGCGGCGAUGCGGGCGGUACGACGGCGAAAGCGCUGGGGCCAGCUAUGUGGCUCGAGUGGGCGUUGGCAGCGCCGCAAGGAGUUGACGCACCGACGCUGUAUGUCCUUGCCGAGUACGGGGGUGAGCCGGCGCGCGCCAAGGACCGCUGGGAGGCGGGCCGCGGAAGUAGUGCCGUAUGGGCGACGCUCGCAUUGAGCAUAGUCCCCGUGUAA